Messenger RNA from Ostrinia furnacalis (Asian corn borer), 3238 nucleotides. It is a transcript of the gene Tudor-SN, whose product is annotated as Staphylococcal nuclease domain-containing protein 1. Gene Ontology annotation, cellular component: nucleus; RNAi effector complex; cytosol. Bases 125 to 2812 code for a protein of 895 amino acids. The transcript is spliced from 10 exons. Gene Ontology annotation, biological process: mRNA catabolic process; regulatory ncRNA-mediated gene silencing. NCBI's taxonomy places the organism in Eukaryota, Metazoa, Arthropoda, Insecta, Lepidoptera, Crambidae. The record is from RefSeq and is a predicted model, not a curated record. Gene Ontology annotation, molecular function: RNA binding; nuclease activity.
UCAUUUUCAAAUCUGGAAACACCGGCGACCCGCCACGUUUCGCCAGUCUUGUUAGUUGUCCACUCGUCUGUAAUUUUUAGCUUCUUAUACGUUUAGGAUCGUAACAGAGUAAUAUAUAUCAAAAAUGAGUGCUCCAGCACCUUCGCCUGCUUACAAAAUCGGAAUAGUGAAGCAGGUAUUAUCAGGAGAUACAGUGGUCAUAAGAAGACAGCCCCAGGGCGGCCCGCCCCCCGAGAAAGUGAUUGCUCUCUCUGGCAUCACUGCACCAAAGUUAGCCCGCCAAAGGCCAGCUAACAACGAUGUCGAGACCAAAGAUGAACCUUUUGCUUGGGAAGCACGUGAGUUCCUCAGGAAGAAACUCGUUGGCAAAGAAGUAAUCUUUACUGCUGAGAAACCUCCCAACUCUGCCACUAGAGAGUAUGGCUCUGUUUGGGCUGGCAAAGACCCUACUAAAGAUGAAAAUGUAACCGAAGGCUUGCUCGCUGAAGGGCUUGCUAAGGUUAGAGAUGGGGGCCGUAAUAUUCCCCAGCUGAAGAGACUAGUUGAAAUUGAAGAUGUUGCUAAAUCACAAGGGAAAGGCAUCUGGGGCUCUGAUCUUCAGGAUCAUGUUCGUGACAUCAAAUGGAGCGUUGAGAAUCCUAAGGCGUUUGUUAACAGGCACAAUGGGCAGCCAAUCAAGGCUAUCAUAGAAUAUGUACGUGAUGGAUCCACGGUCAGACUGUGUCUUUUGCCUGAUUUUAACCAAAUCACGCUGAUGCUAUCAGGAAUAAGGUGCCCUGCUGUAAAGCAAGAUGGUGAUUCAGAACCUUACGCUGAGGAAGCCCGAUUCUUCCUUGAAUCCAAGCUUCUACAGAAAGAUGUGGAAGUCAUCCUUGAAUCAGUAAACAACAACAACUUUGUCGGCACGAUUCUGCACCCUCAAGGAAACAUUGCAGAAGCACUCCUGAGACAAGGAUUUGCGAAAUGCGUUGACUGGUCAUUGGCAGUAAUGAAAUCAGGUGCGUCCACUCUGAGAGCUGCCGAGCGCGCGGCCAAAGACUCCAAGCUGCGAAUCUGGACCAACUACACCAGCACGGCCCCUAUCAUCGCGGCGAAGGACAAGGAGUUCACCGCCACCGUCACGGAAGUCGUCAACGGCGACGCCCUCGUCGUGAGGAUGCCCAAUAACGCCACCAAGAAAAUCUUUCUGGCCAGCAUCAGACCACCACGUGAAAAGAACAGCCCCGAUGAGGAAGGCAAGCAAUCUCCCAGGCCGAAAGGAUUCAAGCCUCUGUACGACAUCCCGUGGAUGUUCGAAGCCCGCGAGUCUCUCCGAAAGAAGCUCGUCGGCAAGAAGGUCAACGUCACCGUGGACUACAUCCAACCGGCCAAGGACAACUUCCCGGAGAAGUCUUGCUGUACUGUCAUGGCUGGUGGACAGAACAUUGCCGAGCUACUGGUGAGCAAAGGCUUCGCUACAGUCGUGAGGUACAGGAACGACAACGACCAGAGAAGCUCGCACUACGACAAACUCCUGGAGGCCGAACUGAAAGCCCAGAAGGCCGGCAUCGGCGUGCACGCCAAGAAAGACAUUCCCGCCCACCGCAUCCAGGACACCAGCGGCGACUCCGCCAAGGCGAAGAAGUUCUUCCCCUUCCUGAAGAGAGCUCAAAAGACUGAAGCGACAGUUGAAUUUGUUGCGAGCGGUUCGCGCAUGAGGCUGUACAUUCCUAAGGAGUCUGUGCUCGUGACUUUCCUUCUGGCCGGCAUCAACUGCCCGCGGGGGUCGCGGCCCGGCGUCGGCGGCGGGCCCAUGCAGGCCGCCGAGCCCUUCGGCGAAGAGGCGCUCGCCUUCACCAAGGAGAAGUGCCUGCAGCACGACGUCAUCGUCACCAUCGAGGAGAUGGACAAGGCCGGCAACUUCAUCGGCUGGCUCUGGGUGGACAACGAGAAUCUGUCCGUCUCCCUGGUGGAGCACGGCCUGGCGUCCAUGCACCACACCGCCGAGGCAUCGGAGUUCGCGCGCGCCAUCAAGAACGCGGAGGAAAGCGCCAUCAAGAAGCGCAUCGGCGUCUGGAGGGACUUCGUGGAAAUCGAAAAGGAAACUGAAAAGGAAAGGAACCAACCGAUCCAGGAUCGCGUCGUCAAGUACGAGAAAGUGUUCAUCACUGAAAUCACUGCGGAGGGUCACUUCUACGCUCAGAACGUAGACUUGGGCACGAAAUUGGAGACCUUGAUGGAAAAGAUUCACCAGGAUUUCAAGUCGAACGCCCCACUGCCCGGGUCCUACAUGCCCCGACGGGGACAAAUUUGCGCAGCGCGCUUCUCAUUGGACGACCAGUGGUACAGGGCUAAGGUUGAGAAGCUGACUGACGACAAAAAAGCGCACAUAUUCUACAUCGACUAUGGAAACCGUGAGGUUGUGAGCGUGACCCGCCUGGCUCCGCUCCCGCCAGGCACUGAGAGCGAGCCAGCCUACGCCAGCGAGUUCCAGCUGUGUUGCGUCAAGUUCCCAUCCGACCCCGACGAGCGGGCGGAGGCGGUGGCGGCUUUCGGCGCCGACACGCUUAACAAGAAACUGCUCAUGAACAUCGAGACGCGUGGAGCCCCGCCGUCCGUCACCCUCGUCGACCCCGCCACCAAUACUGAUCUUGGCAAGAACCUGAUCAAGGAGGGCCUGGUGCUGAUGGAGUUUGUGCGCGACCACCGGCUCAUGGCGAUGGUGGCGGAGUACCGCGCGGCGCAGGACCACGCCAAGAGUUCGCGCCUCAACCUGUGGCGGCACGGGGACAUCACCGACGACGACGCCGUGGAGUUCGGAGCGCGCCGCUAGCGCCAGCCGACGCGGGUCGACGCCACCGAUUCCACGUCACAUCUCACCUGUGCCACUUGCGCGUCACCACACAUGGAAUCAGUCGUAUUCGCAAUCCUCAACGUUAUCCAGGGCUAAAGCAACUCCCCAUCUCAACUCUCCCUUCUCAGAAAUGAAACUAUAAUUAUUACUAUUCUAAGGGCUUGCUGUGUAAAAAGCAACGUUAUGUGUCUAUUAGAACUACAGUAAAAUAUAUUCUUCAUCAUAUAUUUAAAUGUAACACAACAGGGUUUAUCCAUAGCCUUGUUGUAUUAGUUUUUCAUUUCUGAAAAGAGAUCUACUGUCGUGGUUUGCUUUGUGAAGGUAUGCAACAGACUUUGAAAUAUAAAUCAUGCAUUAUUUAAUGAAUUUUUAAACGUAGUGAAUUGUGUGUCGGAUAUAUGAAUU